CCGUCUUCCUGUAAGGAAGUUGAUCCUCUAAUAAACCGAUCGAGGGAAUCAAACACUUUCUUUAUUUAUCUAAAAAAAGGUAUAAAUCAGGAAAUUUUCUGGCCUUGGAAAAUAUUGUAUCAAUGGAUUUCUCAGAUGAAGUUCUGCAGAUGUACGCAGAAAUCAAGGAGAAUUCAACAUAUGAUUACAUGAUCUGCAAGUUUAAUAAUGGUCGACUGGUCAUUGAACACAUAGAAAAAGUGGAAAACGAUAAAUCAGACAGAAAUUACUCGUACGAAGAAUUUACAAAGAAGUUAAAGGGAAAGCAAACAUUUCGUUAUGGGUUUGCCACUUUUGAUUGGAUUGAAAACGAAGACAUCUCUAGAAAGACAGUAGGGGUUUUAUGGAAGUCACAGGUACCUACAGAAUUUGGAGGACGCUAUAUUGAAACCCUGAAAUUCGUUUUACAUGCAGAUUUAUGCAUAGAAACCUCCAGUGGGUUGGAGCUUCGCAGUUCAAGUAUAAAAUGGUCUUUGGAACGAGAUAGACGAAUGGAUAUUGAAGAUGAAGUAUUGCAAAUGUAUUAUGAUAUCACAAUCAAUGGGAGAUAUGAUUACAUGAUAUGCAAGAUCAAUAAUAAUCGACUGGUCAUUGAACAUAUCAAACAGUCGUCAAACACAGACCCAGACAGAUCAGAUACAUAUGAAGAUUUCAAAAAGAAAAUAACAGAGAAACAGAGUUUUAGAUAUGGGUUCGCCACAUUGAAUUUGACAGUUGACGGAGAAGUUUGCAAAAAGACAGUUGGUAUCGCCUGGUAAGUUUAAUCAAUUUUAUUUCAUACAGAAAUGUUUCAGCAAACAUGCAUGAUUUG
Messenger RNA from Saccostrea cuccullata (small rock oyster), 850 nucleotides. RefSeq lists its product as uncharacterized. Gene Ontology annotation, molecular function: actin filament binding. Gene Ontology annotation, biological process: actin filament depolymerization. The transcript has 6 exons. The coding region runs from base 123 to 797 and encodes 224 amino acids. Lineage: Eukaryota; Metazoa; Mollusca; Bivalvia; Ostreida; Ostreidae. Gene Ontology annotation, cellular component: cytoplasm; actin cytoskeleton. The record is from RefSeq and is a predicted model, not a curated record.